AUCACAUUCAAUUUGCACAGACCUCUUGGUCUUUAAGAAUCGCUUUCCAAAUUUCCAUCCCGCACACUUGAGAGCCACGUCGCUCUUGCAACUCCAGCGUCAAGUCAUCUAACAUCCAUUAUUGGGCGGGCGACCUUCGGUGUCACUGCCUUUCCACCAUUCCACUUCACUGUCUCCAUCUGACCACCACCAUCUCCGCACACUUCUGGGACACCCCUCCACCAUUGAACGCCGUCCCCCAUAUUAAUUGGAUUAUUACUGCAUCUCUUCUCCCAGAACGUGCCAUUUCCAUCAUCACUAAUCCCAUCGAGCGGCCGGGCACUCUCCGCCAUGUCCGUCGAAGGAACACAAAACUACGACUAUCUGCGGCGGAAGAACUCCGAGCGCAUCAACCUUUCCCAUGGCGACUCGAACAAUGUUACCCGUAAACCCGUUCGGCCGCCGAGCGAGCGAGUGAGCAACGGGACGGUCAGCUCGUCCAUCACCACCUCGACCGCGAAUACUGCCGCUACCCAUACAACUUCAUUGACGGAACCUCCUGUUUAUUCCAAGAAGCUAGUGGUGGUUGGCGAUGGAGGAUGCGGCAAGACGUGCUUGUUGAUCAGCUACAGCGCGGGAAUCUUCCCAGAGAAAUAUGUUCCGACUGUGUUCGAGAACUAUAUCACGCACACUCCACAUCCGACGACCGGCAAGACAGUCGAGUUAGCACUGUGGGACACUGCAGGCCAGGAAGAAUACGACCGGCUCCGCCCGCUCUCAUACCCAGAGACGGACCUCGCCUUUGUCUGCUUCGCCAUCGACUGCCCCAACAGUCUCGAGAAUGUCAUGGACAAGUGGUACCCCGAAGUCAUGCACUUCCUCCCCCACACGCCCAUCAUCCUCGUCGGUCUCAAAUCCGAUCUUCGCCACAAGAAAACCUGCAUUGACCUCCUCAAAACCCAAGGCCUCACCCCUGUGACUCCCGAACAGGGCCGCGCCGUCGCCGCGAAGAUGGGCGCCACCUACAUGGAGUGCUCCAGCAAGGAGAUGACCGGCGUCGCCGAGAUCUUCGACGUCGCCGUCCGCCUGGCGGUAGGCGAGGAGGACGCGGGCGGGCCGGAGCGAGAUGUGGAUCGGGAGACGGGGGAUAGGGCGCGGGGAGGGUUGGUUCGGCCGAGCGGACGGAGGAGAAGGGAGAUCAAGCGGUGCACGAUUCUUUGAGCGACCUCUUUGGGUUAUAGUGUUGGACACUUUCCCACGCUGCUUCAUCCUUGAUGGAGGAAGUUUAAUCAGCCAUGUUGGAGCCUGGUGAGUCACCCGAUUGGUUUACGUAGUUUACGUGGAUAUGGCCAACGAGUUCGAUGACGGCCAGUGUGCGAGGAUGGCAUGACCAUUCGAUGAUCGGGCGGUUUGGAUGGAUGGGCAGUUCGGCGGUGCAUAUUUAUCGGCGUCACAUCGGCGCAUCUGUGUAAGACUGGGGAUGGAUGACAUGCGAACUGACGACUAUGGGUUUCUGUCGUACAUAUCAUCAAUCGAUACAAAAUCUUUCAAACCAG
Molecule: messenger RNA, 1535 nt
Organism: Eremomyces bilateralis CBS 781.70
Lineage: Eukaryota; Fungi; Ascomycota; Dothideomycetes; Eremomycetales; Eremomycetaceae
Product: ras-domain-containing protein
Exons: 3
Coding region: 331-1200 (289 amino acids)
Biological process (GO): small GTPase-mediated signal transduction
Molecular function (GO): GTPase activity; GTP binding
Source: RefSeq, a predicted model, not a curated record